AUGGCGAGCUUGGAACAGGUUUUCGGGUCUUCCCAUGUGGACACUGGCUCCUGGGAAAAGGUGGUGGAGAAUUGUGUCAAACCAGUGCUGUGCUACAUCCCACUGUUGCUGGCAUGCUAUUUCAUGACGCUCUUUGCACUCCAACAAGUAACGGAUUGGAAAGGUCUCAAGCUCCAACGGAUUGCGGGUCAAUUGUCCAUGUAUCCAUCGUUUCUGGUUUUGAUCUUUACUUCCCACGUGGCAACCUUGGACUCUGAUUUUUGGGGAUGGGACGGCAACGCUCGCUUCCAAUCGUCGAGUUAUUGGUGCGAUCUGUUUGCCAACAUGUACAUUGCCGUCAACCUGGUACAGGCCAUGGGACAGAUUCAGACGGAAAAGCCGCCUCUGUUGUAUCAAUUGAUGGCCCAUCACGUGUUUUCGGUGUUUUGCUAUUCCAGCGGAUUCUACUUUGACCGCUUUCGAUGGUGGACCACUCUGGCAGGCUGUUGCGAACUGACCAAUUUGUUUUUGGUCCCAGUCUUUUUGAGCAAAGACUACUUCCCAGAAUGGAGAAAAGAGCGAUGGUUCUUGUACAGCAGUCGACUCUUAUUGUUUACCUUUCUCACGCAUCGCAUGGUUUUGUUUCCAAUUUGGUUGGGAUUGUGGUUUUGGGAUCGGAUACAUGCCGAUCCGAGUGUCCCGAUUCAUUGGGUGGAAGGCACAUUCUAUCCCGUGACAAUCUUGGGACUCUUCCUAUUGUCCAUUAUGUGGUUGGUGCAAAUCCAUCGGGGACUCGAGAAGCAAACUAGAAUAUAUCUGCAAGCUCAAGAAGAACGACAAAAGUCAUCAUCAAAGAGAGAUUGA
Messenger RNA from Seminavis robusta, 843 nucleotides. Lineage: Eukaryota; Bacillariophyta; Bacillariophyceae; Naviculales; Naviculaceae. The record is from the annotation of a GenBank genome assembly.